Molecule: messenger RNA, 2572 nt
Organism: Osmerus eperlanus (European smelt)
Lineage: Eukaryota; Metazoa; Chordata; Actinopteri; Osmeriformes; Osmeridae
Gene: rcor2
Product: REST corepressor 2
Biological process (GO): regulation of transcription by RNA polymerase II; negative regulation of DNA-templated transcription
Cellular component (GO): histone deacetylase complex; transcription regulator complex
Molecular function (GO): transcription corepressor activity
Source: RefSeq, a predicted model, not a curated record
AUGCCCUCUGUGAUGGAGCGGUCGACCGGGGUCCUGUCCAGGAGCAGGGCCAAAACCAUCACCAACGGCAAACAGCCUCACUCAGAGGAGGAGAGCAGUGAUGAGGAGCAUGCUCCAGACAGUAUGAUCCGUGUAGGAGGAGACUACCAGGCACAGAUACCAGAGUUCAGACCAGACAACCCUGCUCGCUACAGUGAGAAGGACCACAGGAGUAUGCUGGUGUGGUGUCCAAACAGUCUGGUGUCUGAUGCCAUGUUGGAUGAGUAUAUUCGCAUGGCGAAGGAGAAGCACGGUUACAACAUGGAACAGGCUCUGGGCAUGCUGCUGUGGCACCACCACGAUGUGGAGCGUUCUCUGGCUGACCUGGCUAACUUCACGCCCCUUCCAGAGGAGUGGAGCGUGGAGGACAGGGUGCUGUUUGAGCAGGCUUUCUCCUUCCACGGGAAGAGCUUCCACCGCAUCCAGCAGAUGCUGCCAGACAAGCUGAUCUCCAGCCUGGUGAAGUAUUACUACAGCUGGAAGAAGACCAGAACCAGAACCAGUGUGAUGGACAGACAAGCCAGAGACUGAGGACAGGUGAGACUGGUCCACAAGAGAGAGAGAGAGGACAGCAACGAUGAAGUAGAGGAAGGCGACCCUGGCAGUGACAGUGACUUUGAGAUCGACACCAAGAAAGAGGUGUUGAAGCAGAGCUCGGCUGUGCCGCGGGGCUCGGGCCUGGUCAGGAAGGAAAGCCUGGGGGCCCAGUACCGACACCACCCCCUGCGGGCACGCCGGAGGCCCCCCAAGGGCAUGUACCUGGCCCAGGAAGACAUCAUGGCCCUGUCCUCCUCCACAGACACCGGGCCCUUCUCCCUGCGUCAGCUGGACACACACUUGGUGUCCCUGAAGAGACAGGUCCAGAGUAUCAAGCAGAACAACAGCUUUGUGAAGCACAGUAUGGCUGAAGGCAUAGACUCCCUGAGACCCACAGAGCCUGCUCCGAAGAUGACAUCACGUUGGACCACUGAAGAGCAGCUACUUGCUGUGCAAGCCAUCCGUCGCUAUGGUAAGGACUUUGUUGCCAUAGCGGAGGUGAUAGGCAACAAGACGGUUGCCCAGGUGAGCAGCUUCUUCGUUAGUUACCGUCGCCGCUUCAACCUGGACGAGGUGCUGGGAGAGUGGCAGGCCGAACAGGAAGUACCCAGCGCCCAGGGGAACCCUGGGAAACGUAGGCCCCAGGAGGUGAAGGAGCCCGGAGGAGGAGAGGAGGUGAAGAUGGAGGAGUCUCCCCCGCCAGACUCCGACUCCCCCUCUCCCCCCUCCUCCACCCACACCCCGCCCCCUCUCUCCCAGCCCCCCCCUCUACUCCGCCCAGCCCCCCCCUCCGCCCCCCCCAGCCUGCUCCGCCAGCCCCCCCCCCUCCAGACCCGCCCCCUGCAGAGUCGCCCCCCUCCCCCCCUCAUCCGGCCCGCGGGCUCCCAGCAGCAGGGGGGCACUGUGAGGGGGGCUAGCACCUCCUCUCUCUCCUCCUCCAUCCCUCCAUCACUGGUUGGCCUCAAGGUGGAGCAGCCCAGCUCACACUGAUCCCCCUCCCUCCCCCCCCUCUCUCUCUCCCCCCCCCCCCCCUCCCUCUCCCGUCUUCUCCAUGCCUGCUCACUUAUCUCCUUCCACUGCUCUCUUCUCCCUCUCUCUCUCCUCCCUCCCUCUCCCUCUCUCUCCUCCCUCUCUCUCUCUCCCCCGUCUUCCUCUCACCCGUUCACCCCUCUCUUCAAGUCUCCUGGACCCAGGACUGAAGGACACACUUGUGAGCUGGCACACGGCUGUAUCCAUAGCAACUGUCGUGUGAGACACAGCAGGGUGCAUCAGUUCGAGAUGGGAAUUCUGCCCCUCCCUCCCCAGGUGAAGAGGAAUAUGGGAGGCAAACACUGGGUUGUCGUGGUGAUGAAUGCUGCCAUGACAACAGACACCCUCCCGCGUCCACACACAGACAACACCUACUGAGUACCCCCCCCCCCUCAUCUCCAUGGCAACUGUGGAACAUCUGGAAUGCGGAUGAGAGACACAGAGGCAUCAAGUUAUGGAAUCCUCAUUAUCAGGAAGAACCAUGUAAUUCUAGAACCAAUUGAGAGAAUCUUUCCUUUGACCCUAGUGAGCACCCUUAGAUAGGUAGCUAGUGUGCAAGUAGCUAGUGUGUAAGUAUGCUUCUUAUUGACCAAGCACUAAAGAAUUUACUCUAAAUACUUGACUUUUUGGUUUCUCACACAAAUGUUGCAAAUCGGCCGCUAAACUCCACCCUUUAGGGUUUAGAUGUAGAGCUUGGUAUGUAGGGCUUAGUGGUUGAUUUAGAAUAAGGGCCCUGUUCCAAUAUGUAAAAAGGGAAAAGCAAAGUAGAGCUCUUUUUGGAUUGAAACUCGGCCCAGGUAAGAAAACAGUUUGUGUGAAGCUGUUUUUGUUGUUUUACUGCUUGAAGAAACUGUUCCAGUAACCUUGACUGUGAAAAACUUACUGUUCGCCCAAAAUCCUGUUUUUGUGUGAGAAUUGUUUACUUGAACUGAAACUUUCUUUUUUGAAUAAAGAGACUAAACCUGUG